CAGCAAUAGCUGAAUGAGGUCAGAGCCCCGGAAGCAGAAGAGGACCUUCCUGAUUGUUUUCGUCGUGUUUGCACCGUUUCUUCACUGUUUCUCCUCAGGAAUCCUAUAUAAUAUACACUUAUUUUCUUCUGAUAAAAUCGUAAGCAUCCGCGGCAGAGAUGGCAAGAAACGCAGAGAAGGCCAUGACGGCUCUGGCUCGGUUCAGACAGGCUCAGCUGGAGGAGGGCAAAGUGAAGGAGAGGAGACCGUUCCUGGCGUCGGAGUGCAGUGAGCUUCCUAAAGCUGAGAAGUGGAGACGUCAGAUCAUCAGUGAGAUCUCUAAGAAAGUGGCUCAGAUCCAGAAUGCUGGUCUCGGGGAGUUUAAGAUCCGGGAUUUGAACGAUGAGAUCAACAAGCUGCUGAGAGAGAAAGGUCACUGGGAGGUCCGGAUCAAAGAACUGGGAGGCCCGGACUAUGCACGAGUCGGUCCCAGGAUGUUGGAUCACGAGGGGAAGGAGGUUCCAGGAAAUCGAGGAUAUAAAUACUUCGGAGCAGCCCGAGACCUGCCCGGAGUCAGAGAGCUGUUCGAGAAGGAGCCUGCCCCGGCGCUGAGGAAGUCGAGGGCGGAGCUGAUGAAGGAGGUGGACGCCGAGUAUUACGGCUACAGGGACGAAGACGACGGAGUGCUGCUGCCUCUGGAGGCGCAGUACGAGAAGCAAGCUGUGCAGGAGGCGGUGCAGAAGUGGAAGAAGGAGAAGGAAUCCCGUCUGUCAGGAGACAAACAGCCGGAGGAAGAGGAGGAAGAGGAGAGCAUCUACAGCGCUCACAAAGAGGAGCCUGAAGAUGAGGAGAGCCGGGAAGACCUGGAAGGAGAGGAGGGGGGGGUCACUUUCAUGGCACACGUUCCUGUUCCGUCCCAGAAAGAGGUAGAGGAGGCUCUGGUCAGGAGGAAGAAGAUGGAGUUGUUGCAGCGUUACGCCAGCGAGACGCUUCAGGCUCAGAGUCAGACAGCCAGGACGCUGCUGGGCCUGUGACCGGUCUGUCUCUCUGUGACCUGUCUGUCUCUCUGUGACCCAUCUGUCUCUCAUCAUUAUGGAACACUCGCGCUCCUAUUGGCUAGCGCUCUCAACACAUUGUAUGUGAUAGGCUAAGGGGCGGGACAUCUCUAGGCGGUCAACCAAUCACAACAGAGUCGGCCAGCUAAGCGUAGACUAUAACUGUCUUGCUGUGACCCGUCUGUCUCUCUGUGACCCGUCUGUCUCUCUGUGACCCGUCUGUCUCUCUGUGACCCGUCUGUCUCUCUGUGACCCGUCGGGCUGUUGAUGUAAAUACCUAUUUUUUUAUUUUGUCCUGUUUCUCAUUAAAAACGUUUUCCAGAAAA
This is a messenger RNA of Eleginops maclovinus (Patagonian blennie), 1360 nucleotides long. It is a transcript of the gene isy1, whose product is annotated as ISY1 splicing factor homolog. Bases 159 to 1013 code for a protein of 284 amino acids. The record is from RefSeq and is a predicted model, not a curated record. Gene Ontology annotation, cellular component: post-spliceosomal complex; catalytic step 2 spliceosome; post-mRNA release spliceosomal complex. Lineage: Eukaryota; Metazoa; Chordata; Actinopteri; Perciformes; Eleginopidae. Gene Ontology annotation, biological process: generation of catalytic spliceosome for second transesterification step; mRNA 3'-splice site recognition. The transcript is spliced from 11 exons.